Molecule: messenger RNA, 990 nt
Organism: Saccharomycopsis crataegensis
Lineage: Eukaryota; Fungi; Ascomycota; Saccharomycetes; Ascoideales; Saccharomycopsidaceae
Gene: MCT1
Product: [acyl-carrier-protein] S-malonyltransferase
Exons: 1
Coding region: 1-990 (329 amino acids)
Biological process (GO): fatty acid biosynthetic process
Cellular component (GO): mitochondrion
Molecular function (GO): [acyl-carrier-protein] S-malonyltransferase activity
Source: RefSeq, a predicted model, not a curated record
AUGUCAAAGGCAUUGAUAUUCCCUGGGCAAGGGGUUUCAAAGUUCCUGUUUCUUAAAAGAAUAGUUGCCAAAGACCAUUCGUUUUCAAAAUACCUCGAUUUCGUCGACGAGAGUCUCAAUGAGAAGUUCUCUGCCCGUCUUCUUGAUGACAAUGAUCCCGAUUUAUUCUUCCAUAAAACCUCGAAUUCCCAACCGGCAAUCGUUGCGUCCUCCUAUAUUAUUCAUCAAUAUUUGAUUAAACAUAAAGGUGUUGAUGUGAUGGAAACUGCGGAUGUGGUGUGUGGACAUUCUCUCGGAGAGUUCACCACUCUUCUAUUUAACGGGGGGAUUGGGUUUCAAGAGGUGAUUCGUCUUGUACGUCAACGGGGGAAGUUGAUGGAAGAGAACAUCGAGCGUUAUUACAAGAAGCACAGGACAGUCGAUGAUGCGUUCAAGAUGGUAGCUUUGCUCAUCCAGCCAAAGAAUUUUCAGACAACGUUGAAUGAACUACACAAUUUACAUGGGGACGUGUACGUUGCCAACAUCAACUCCCAGAAACAAAUCGCGAUCGUAGGACUUAAUAGUAAGAUCCAAGCUAGUUUACAGAUACUACGCCACGAUAAAAAGCUCCGGAUCAAAACCAUUGAGUUACCUAUCACUAUUCCGUUCCACAGCCCUUUCAUUCAGGAGUCACAGCAUCAACUCCUGAAAUAUGCGUCUGACUUAAUAAUACCCAACCUCCAAGCCACCUCCUCUAUACUACGCAGGCCGAUGGUGACCAACUACCAAUUUGUUCAGACCCAAGACCCUCAAGAAGCGAUCCGAUUAAUCGUCAACAACACCACACAGCCCGUGGACUUUGUGGGACUCAUCAACCACUUAUACCACACUCGUAAUGUCCGACACUUUGUUGGCUUACCCCCAGGUAAUAUCACCAAGCACGUCGAGGUGAUGAAAAGCGCGGGCCAAUGGGGCUCAGAAGUGUCUGUUGGCUUAGAGGACUGGGAGUAG